Stereum hirsutum FP-91666 SS1 is the source of this 2481-nucleotide messenger RNA. Its product is annotated as P-loop containing nucleoside triphosphate hydrolase protein. The record is from RefSeq and is a predicted model, not a curated record. NCBI's taxonomy places the organism in Eukaryota, Fungi, Basidiomycota, Agaricomycetes, Russulales, Stereaceae. The transcript is spliced from 17 exons. Gene Ontology annotation, molecular function: RNA binding; 5'-3' DNA helicase activity; ATP hydrolysis activity. Bases 34 to 2481 code for a protein of 815 amino acids.
AUUGUUUUAGACUACUAAGGUAUUCCAGGUAGUAUGCAGCUAUCUACAGAGAAAGAACUUUCAGCUUUCAUCGACCGUCAUCGCGUACUCCUGGCGAAAGAACGUGAGGCCGAAAUCGAACGCACUUCUCUGUUACUCUCGAACUGUGGCCCAAAGCUCCUUGAACAGAAGGGGCUGGCCUUGAUUGGGGUUGGCGUAUCUUCUAUAGGUGUCGGUCUUGGGGGGAAGACGUUGGUUGAGUUAGAGCGUCCAGCGGCCUAUCACACGAACCCCAUAUUUCCUCCUCAUACGCUUCGACCCGGAGACCUUGCUCGCAUCGAAGAAAAUGUGGCGGCGAGUGGAGCAUCCAAGAAAGGCACGAAGGCGAAGAAAUCAGCUGUUGAAUCUAAAACAUCUCAAUUCGUAGAGGGUGUUGUGUAUAAGGUAUCGGACACGCGCAUCGCCAUCGCUGUCGAUGCAUCCGAUUCGAGUUCAGACGACCUAGACUUACCGGAGAGAUGUCGAAUAGUCAAACUCGCCAACAGUGUCACAUACGACAGAAUGGAGAAAACGCUAGACCAACUCGAAAAGAUCGCGAUACCUACGUCCGCCACUGGGACUCAUUCCGGUGGCGGCAAAAACCAGCCAGAAUUAACCAAGCUAACUGAAGUGCUCCUCGGCAUGUCCAGACCGUCAGACAGAGCACCAGUCAAAGAUCUAAAGUUCUUCGACAGCUCGCUCAACGACAGUCAGAAGGAAGCGAUCAAAUUUGCCCUGGAGUCUCCAGAAUUGGCUUGUAUACACGGUCCGCCAGGAACCGGAAAGACACACACCCUGAUCGAAAUCAUCCGCCAACUGACCUCUACGUCCUCCUACAAUCCUAAACCAAAACGUCUCCUCGUCUGCGGUGCUUCCAAUCUAUCAGUCGACAAUAUUCUCGAACGUCUUCUUGCCCUCCCCACUCCGGAAAACAAAUUUGAAAAACUGAAGGUGACGAGGGUAGGACACCCGGCGCGUGUGAUGGCGAAUAAUGAAGGGGUGUUGGAGGCGACCUUGGAAGUUAAGGCGGGAAGGUCAGAUCAGGCUGCGUUGGCGAAGGACGUGAAGAACGAGCUUCAGGCCGCCAUGGAUACUUUGUCGGGGAAAGGUAAGGGUGCGAAAGGUAAGGGCCCGCGAGGGCUAGAGAGGAAGAAGAUGUGGGAAGAGGUGAAGGCGUUGAGGAAGGAGUAUCGUCAACGAGAAGGCGGAGUUGUUCAAACCGUGCUCAGCGAAUCACAGGUAGUGCUCGCCACAUGCCACUCUGCCGGAGGAAGACAACUCUGGAAUCAGAAGUUCGAUGUUGUCAUCAUCGACGAAGCAACACAGGCCCUUGAAGCUGUAUGCUGGAUACCCAUCUUCAAAGCCUCGAAACUCAUCCUGGCCGGCGAUCCAAAGCAACUCCCACCAACGAUCUUAUCUCUGGACAAGUCUGGAAAGGAAAAGAAGGCAGACAAGAAAGCUGCUGCGACCAAGACUACAGGCAAAGCUGCAGCAAAGGCGAAAGUCAAGCCCUCAGAUCCAAAAGCCGAAGUACCUCAGUCAAAGCCUCAAGGUGAAGACGACUCUGCGAGUGGCUCGGACUCCGAAGGUUCUUCUGAAGACACAGAUGGCGAGAAUGAACUUGAACCCGCAUCUACUACUCCCAAGAAGGACGUAGAGGUGACGAAGGAUGACAAGAACAAGGUGAAGCCCAAGAAAGCACGCCUACGAGUCCUUAGACCUCCAAGAACAUUAGAGACGACGAUGUUUGAACGGCUGGAGAAGUUAUAUGGGCCAGGUAUCAAGAGGAUGCUCACCGUUCAAUAUCGUAUGCACGAACAAAUCGCUCAGUUCCCGUCUCAAGUCAUGUAUAACUCCAAGCUCCAAGCUCACCCCUCCGUCGCUUCCCAUCUCCUAUGCGAUCUAUCGAACGUCAAUACUGAUGGUGAUGAUAACUCAAAGGAUGAAGAAGACAAUGUGGAUAAGGAAGUGCUCCGAACUCCCGUCGUAUUCUUCGAUACUGCAGGGUGUGAAUAUUUCGAGAGGACGGAAGGAGAUGGGGAUGAAGGGAGUAAGUGUAACGAGAAUGAAGCGACGGUCGUAAGGAAGUGGGUUGAACAGUUGGUCGAUGUCGGGAUCUUACCAUCCCAAAUCGCGAUCAUAACACCCUAUCAAGCACAGGUAACACUUCUGACCUCCAUACUUCGUCCCACAUACGGCACAGAUCUGGAAAUUGGAACCGUGGAUGGGAUGCAAGGGCGGGAGAAAGAGGCUGUCAUCAUCAGUCUUGUACGGUCAAACGAGAAGAGAGAGGUUGGCUUUUUGAAAGAGAAGCGAAGACUGAAUGUCGCAAUGACUCGAGCAAGAAGACAUCUAUGCAUCGUCGGGGAUUCAUCGACGGUUCAGCACGGCGGGUCGUACCUCAAAAAAUGGCUGGCCUGGUUAGAAGCUAAUGCGGACGUUCGUUUCGCAGAAAUAGACUAG